Arabidopsis arenosa is the source of this 4305-nucleotide messenger RNA. Lineage: Eukaryota; Viridiplantae; Streptophyta; Magnoliopsida; Brassicales; Brassicaceae. The record is from the annotation of a GenBank genome assembly.
AAUAUACUUUUGCUUAAGCGAUUUGUUUCACUUCAAUUGAAUUUCAGUUUCUGGGAUUGCGGUGGUGAUCUAGAAAAUGGGAGAUGGGACUGAGGUUGUUGUUAGGUCAGAUAGAAUUAGCGAUGAGCAAGUAGCGAAGAAUGAGUUGUUGGGAUCUGAUGAAGUAAAGGAGGAUAAAGAAGAUGAUGUUUUUGAGGAAGCGAUUGGUUCAGAGAAUGAUGAGCAGGAGGAGGAUCCAAAACGUGAAUUGUUGGAGACUGAUGAUUUACCUUUAGAGGAAACUCGUCAAAGUUCGAAGGAUGAGAAUGAAGUGGAGGAUUUUGAAGAGGCUGUGGGUGAUUUGGAUGAAACAAGUAGUAAUGAAGGGGGUGUUAAAGAUUUGAAUGUUGAUUAUUCGGUUGUUGGAGAGAGCCAUGGUGCGGGGGAAGCUGGAUUUGAUGUUGUGGCUCCGAAAAUGAAUGGUGAUAAGGGGGAAGGAGGUGCAGGUGAUUCUUGUGGUAAAGUUGAAUCGAGCUUGGAUGUUGUUGAGAAUACUGAGAUGUCUAAUACUAAUGGUUUGAAGUUAGCGGCUGAGGAUGUGAGUAUUGAAAACGGACAGACUCAUUCUUUUUUGGGAAAUGGAAUCGCCUCUCCUAAGAAUAAAGAAGUGGUGGCUGAAGUUAUCCCAAAAGAUGAUGGGAUUGAGGAACCAUGGGAUGAUGGCAUUGAAGUCGAAAAUUGGGAGGAAAGAGUUGAUGGUGUACAGACAGAACAAGAGGUUGAGGAGGGUGAAGGAAGAAGUAAGAAUCUGUUUGAGAAACAGACAGAACAAGAGGUUGUGGAUGGUGCAAGAACAAUUAAGAAUCUAUUUGAGAAUGGUUCUGGUUCAGUAUGUAUAGACAAUGAGUCCGAGGCAAAAACAAAUGGUGAGACUGGUGCCGCCUACACAAGUAAUAUUGAUACUAAUGCUUCAGGUGACAAAUCUGUGAAUGAUAGUAUUGAAGUAGCAAGUGCUGAGACUUCAUCUCCAUUGGAUAAAUCUAGUUCCGGGGAAAAGGGAGAGACUGAAUGGGACAGUACUUGUUUAAAACAAGAGCAACAAUUGGCUUCUUCGCCUACACAAUUGGUUGUGGAUGGUGCAGGAACAGGUAAGAAUCUAUUUGAGAAUGGUUCUGGUUCAGUAUGUAUAGACAAUGAGUCCGAGGCAAAAACAAAUGGUGAGACUGGUGCCGCCUACACAAGUGAUAUUGAAACUAAUGCUUCAGGUGACAAAUCUGUGAAUGAUAGUACUGAAGUAGCAAGUGCUGAGUCUUCAUCUCCAUUGGAUAAAUCUAGUUCCGGGGAAAAGGGAGAGACUGAAGGGGACAGUUCUUGUUUAAAACCAGAGCAACAAUUGGCUUCUUCGCCGAACUCAAAUCCUGAGUCUACUGAAAUUCGCAGCAAUAGUGGCUCCCCUGGGGUAACUUCUAGAGAAAACGAGACAGUUAGAAAUUCUAAUGGAGGACAUGAUGUCCAACAGAGGCCUCAACCUAAUAAGGAACUUGAGAAGCAGCAAAGCAGCAGAGUAAAUGUAGAUCCAGAGAUUAAGGAAAAUUCACAUGUGGAAACAGAAGCUGAGGUAGUAAGUUCUGUUUCACCAAUAGAGUCUAGAAGUAAUCCUGCAGCAUUACCACCUGCUCGUCCAGCAGGUCUUGGUCGUGCUUCUCCUCUUUUGGAACCUGCAUCACGUGCUCCUCAACAGUCUCGUGUCAAUGGGAAUGGGUCUCACAAUCAGUCUCAGCAAGCUGAGGACUCUACCACUGUAGAGACUGAUGAGCAUGAUGAGACCCGUGAGAAGCUCCAGUUGAUCAGGGUAAAAUUUUUGAGGCUUGCACAUAGACUAGGGCAAACCCCGCAUAAUGUUGUUGUUGCUCAGGUUUUAUACAGGCUUGGAUUGGCUGAGCAGUUGAGGGGCAGAAAUGGAAGCCGUGUUGGUGCUUUUAGUUUUGAUCGUGCCAGUGCCAUGGCAGAACAGCUUGAGGCUGCUGGACAGGAUCCACUUGAUUUUUCUUGUACGAUUAUGGUUCUCGGUAAAAGUGGGGUUGGUAAAAGUGCAACGAUCAAUUCUAUAUUUGAUGAAGUGAAAUUUUGUACUGAUGCAUUCCAGAUGGGGACAAAGAGGGUUCAAGAUGUUGAGGGUUUGGUUCAGGGAAUUAAGGUACGGGUGAUUGACACUCCCGGUCUCUUACCUUCCUGGUCUGAUCAAGCCAAGAAUGAGAAGAUCCUGAAUUCUGUUAAGGCUUUCAUCAAGAAGAAUCCACCUGACAUUGUACUAUAUCUUGAUAGGUUGGAUAUGCAAAGCAGAGAUUCUGGUGACAUGCCUCUCCUGCGCACCAUAAGUGAUGUUUUUGGUCCAUCGAUUUGGUUUAAUGCCAUUGUGGGUUUGACUCAUGCCGCUUCUGUUCCACCAGAUGGCCCAAAUGGCACUGCUUCUAGCUAUGACAUGUUUGUAACACAACGCUCUCACGUCAUCCAGCAGGCUAUUCGCCAAGCAGCUGGAGAUAUGAGGCUCAUGAACCCUGUUUCUUUAGUUGAGAAUCACUCUGCUUGCAGGACUAAUCGGGCAGGCCAGAGAGUAUUACCGAAUGGCCAAGUGUGGAAGCCACAUUUGUUGUUACUCUCAUUUGCAUCCAAGAUUCUAGCAGAAGCAAAUGCUCUUCUGAAGUUACAAGAUAAUAUUCCUGGGAGACCAUUUGCAGCUCGGUCCAAGGCUCCGCCAUUACCAUUUCUCCUUUCAUCACUUCUGCAGUCAAGACCACAACCUAAGCUUCCUGAACAGCAGUAUGGGGAUGAAGAAGAUGAAGAUGAUUUAGACGAAUCAUCGGAUUCAGACGAAGAAUCAGAGUAUGAUCAGCUUCCUCCCUUUAAGAGUUUGACUAAAGCUCAAAUGGCUACGCUUAGUAAAUCUCAGAAGAAGCAGUAUCUCGAUGAGAUGGAGUACCGGGAGAAACUAUUAAUGAAAAAGCAAAUGAAAGAGGAAAGAAAGAGACGUAAGAUGUUUAAGAAAUUUGCUGCAGAGAUUAAAGAUUUGCCUGAUGGGUAUAGUGAAAAUGUAGAAGAGGAGAGUGGUGGACCUGCAUCAGUUCCAGUUCCCAUGCCAGAUUUAUCUCUACCUGCGUCUUUUGACUCUGAUAACCCUACUCACCGCUACCGCUACCUUGAUUCCUCCAAUCAGUGGCUCGUUAGGCCAGUUCUGGAAACCCAUGGGUGGGAUCAUGAUAUUGGUUAUGAAGGUGUGAAUGCAGAACGGCUCUUUGUUGUAAAAGACAAAAUACCAAUAUCUGUCUCAGGUCAAGUGACAAAGGACAAGAAGGAUGCUAAUGUGCAGCUGGAAAUGGCCAGCUCGGUUAAACAUGGAGAGGGUAAAUCAACUUCCCUAGGUUUUGACAUGCAAACUGUUGGAAAGGAAUUGGCUUAUACUCUUCGAAGCGAAACGAGAUUUAACAAUUUCAGGAGAAACAAAGCUGCAGCUGGUCUUUCUGUAACACUCUUGGGUGAUUCGGUUUCUGCAGGGUUGAAAGUCGAAGAUAAGUUGAUUGCUAGUAAAUGGUUCAGAAUGGUAAUGUCUGGUGGAGCUAUGACUAGCCGGGGAGAUUUUGCUUAUGGUGGUACUUUAGAAGCUCAGUUGAGAGAUAAAGAUUAUCCGCUUGGCCGGUUUUUGACUACUCUUGGACUUUCUGUAAUGGAUUGGCACGGUGAUCUUGCUAUCGGAGGGAACAUACAGUCUCAGGUUCCCAUUGGACGUUCCUCUAAUUUAAUCGCUCGUUGUAAUCUGAAUAAUAGAGGAGCAGGGCAAGUAAGUGUCCGUGUAAACAGCUCCGAGCAGAUCCAACUUGCUAUGGUUGCGAUUGUUCCUCUCUUCAAGAAGCUACUUAGUUAUUGUUACCCGCCAACGCAAUAUGGACAAUGAUGAAGAAACAUUUAGGCUGAUUUCACUUCCAUCCCUUUGCAAUGGAGUAUUAGGAAAUGAUUAGUCAAAAGAACACGUUAGAGUGAGUUUAAAAGGAGCUGUCUGCUAGUAAAAGACCAAUUGAUGGACCAAAGCCUGUGUUUUGAAAUAGCCAGAAACAUAACAGGACGUUCCUUGUCUGAUAUAUAAUAAUAAAUAGUUCAGUGGUUGUUUUCUUCUAUUUCUAAGACCUUGUGAUCUCUCUCUUAUGAAUGAAGCAUAUCUAUUUUUGUUCAUGUCCCUCUCCAACCAAUGAUGCAUUAUGUCUGUGAGAUGUAAAAACUGAUUUAUGUGCUUGAAUGAUGUUUUAUCAUAUCAAACAAAAUUCCAAUUCUUAG